UCCUACCAUGGUACUGAUUAACACGUUUGCGGUACUGACUGUCUUUACCUGUAUCAUAGCUUUAUAUUAUGGCUAUUGGUAUAAUGGUAACCGAGCCAGAAGGGAACUCUUGGAAUCCUACGACUAUAUCAUUGUUGGUGGAGGCACUGCAGGCUCUGUGCUUGGGAGUCGUCUGUCGGAGGAUGAUGACGUCACAGUAGCUCUACUUGAGGCGGGAGAAGCGGCGGACGACGAUCCACGCGUGACAACGCCGUAUUAUUUUCCUAGUUUACAAGGGACAGAACUCGACUGGAAGUUCUACACUACUCCCCAGCAGCAUGCAUUGUUUGGCAUGAAAGACCAGGUAGGGUAUAUACCGCGCGGAAAGCUUCUAGGUGGGUCAAGUAACAUGAAUGCCAUGGCAUAUAACCGCGGAGGGCGCCAUCUGUACGACAAGUGGGAGGCUGACGGAUGUGACGAAUGGAGUUAUGAUGACGUACUUCCGUAUUUCUUGAAGUCAGAAGACAAUCAGAUGUCAAGUUUAGAAAACUCAAAUUAUCAUUCUCUUGGAGGCCCACUUCCCAUUUCCGAGGUGAAGGUCACUCCAUUGGUCGAUCUAUAUGCUGAUUCAUGGAAAGAAAUAGGGGGAAAGGUUAUCCCUGAUAACAAUGGACCAAACCUGAUAGGGUUUUGCACCAUGCAGGCCAAUAUAAAGCACGGGCAACGAUACAGCACAUCGCGUGCAUUUCUACUUCCGGUUAUGCACCGUUCUAACCUAGAUGUCCACACACACAGCCAUGUUACUAAAGUGAUUAUUGAGAAUGGAAGAGCUGUGGGAGUAGAAGUCGAUAAUCAGGGAAGGAGAAGAACUGUCAGAGCGAAGAAGGAAGUAAUACUGUCGGCGGGGGCUGUCCAAUCUCCUCAAAUCCUAAUGCUAUCAGGCGUAGGACCUUCGGAACACCUCAGUCAAUUUGGGAUUCCCGUAGUAGCUGACCUUCCUGUUGGGGAGAACCUGCGAGACCAUUUGAUGUUUGUGUUCCGACAGCUUACAAACACCUCUUAUUCUACUACAGAGGAGGAGGCAGAGUCCGUAAUAGGGCGGCUUCAAUUCCACAUAUUCGGAAAAGGGCCUUUAUCAUACGGAGGUCCAGAGGGAUCAGCAUUCUUCCAUAACGACAGUUCGAUGGAAGCCAAACAACAACCGACAGAUCUUCAGCUCUCCUUUUACAGCAAGUCAGUAUCUACCUCUGGGCAGAACAUGGGCGAAUUCAAUUUUAGGGAGGAGGUGCACAAUCCGUUGCCAGAUGGUAAACAAAGUUUUUCAUAUGGAAUAAUUCUGCUUCAACCGAAGAGUAAAGGCACAAUCCGGCUUCGUUCCAAAGAUCCAUUUGACACUCCACUCAUUGAUCCAAAUUACUUGGCAGAAUCUGAAGAUGUAGACACAUUUUUGAAAGGUAUUCGUCUCUGUGAGAAGUUGGCAGGUACAGCCACCAUGACAAGAAUAGGGACCAGGGCUUCUGAUGCGUGGCACCCCCGGUUCUGUAAGGAACACACAUCUGGGAGUGACGACUAUUGGAGGUGUUUGGUGCGACAUCUAGCAUCCACUCUAAAUCAUCAGGCCUCCACGUGCAGGAUGGGGUCAUUGGAGGACCCGACCACUGUCGUCGACGCAAAGCUGAGGGUGAAGGGUGUGUCCGGGCUAAGAGUGGUAGACGCAUCGGUCAUCCGGGAUCUCUAUUCCGGGUCUCCGCAUGCGCAAGUCAUCAUGAUAGCGGAGAAGGCUGCUGACAUCAUCAGAGACGUGGACACAGUUGGUCAUCUAAGGAAGAGAACUAAAACUAUAUAAUGUAUUCAUGUAUUGUUCUUACCAUCAAUUGGACGAACAGAAUGACAAAAAAGCUAUUUUAGUUUUGUCAUUUGAAUCUCAUUCUUUCGGAAGUGUUAUAGGCCUACAACAAAUUCCAAGUUCAUUGACAUCUGAUGCAUGAAAAUACUUAUCAUGGCUCACAGUUCCCAUAUUGUUGCUUGUAUUCUAUUUAGUUGUUAAACACGCCGAAAAUGCAUGAUCAGCGUUUGUAAUAGUUUCAAACCAUUAGUAAAUACUCUCAUACUUGUUUUUGAAUGGGUCACAUUCGGUUAAAACCAAACUCAUUCGGAGUCACUGCACCGAUAUUAAUAUUGCUGUGUGUUGCACAUUUUUUUUUUUUUUUUUUUUUUUACGAUCUUUUAUUUUGUACUGACCGAGCCGCCAUGCUGUUUCUUUGAUCGAAAUUUAAAAGAUGAAGCUGCGAGUGCUUUUUGUUAUCAUUUUAAUACUAUUUGAGCGGUGUUACACAACAAUUUGUGCAUGGAUGGGUUCAUGUAUCAUCAGGGCAAAACCUGCUACAGAAAACAUGGCUCUUAAAAAGAAGAGGUCGCAGAUUUCGCAAGGCAAUCAGACCAACUAUGACAUCUGAUACGUAAUGUAUUCAUAAAUUGAAAUUCAGUUCAUGCAUUAUAUUUAACCAAUAUGGCAAAUGUCAUGUUUGUACAUUUCAAAAUACAAUAUUGUAAGAAUGUGUAAACGAAGUCGUAUAGACUCAAAUGUACAUGUAUGUAGGUCAAACCUCAAUUCUGACACAGAUUUAACAACUCCAGGUAGAAUUUCCCUAACUUCAUCACUCUAUUAAUCUUACCACAAGAAAACUGUGAAAUAAACCUAUCGAGGGAAAAGUGUCAUCUUUUCUAAAUCUGCAAGACCUACCAUGUGCUCUAGUGACAAAGUCAGUGUGCAAGUACAAAAUAAUACAAACCUUCGGAUCGCUGAAUUACGAUAUGUUUUAUUUGGGUUAUGCAGUGAAACGGACUGUUUGCUAUUAUGUUUUGAAGCUUAAAAUGUUCCAAAAUCACUGAGAAGUGACGUCAUCCAACUGACAAAACAUGUCUAUUUUUGAAAAAAAACCAAAACAUUGAUGUGUUGUUGAUAAUAAUAGAAUGUGUUCUCUCAAGAAACUGUACUCCGCUAUUUUUGUGUUUGAAAGGUAUAGAGUUACUAGGUUAUAAACUGAACAUGUCAAUAUUAGGGCACGUAACAGAGACCUCAGACAAACUCCAUGUCGCUUUUCUCUUUCCUCAAAAGUGCCUGUGUAUACCUAUAUCAAUAGUUGUGAUUUUAUUUGAUCGAAUUCAUUUGAUAAUCAGUUUUUGUUGAUGUUACUAUAAAGGUAGUGGUCACCAUAAUAAAACAGAGUAAAGAUGUUAAAAUAUAAUAUAAUAUAAUGCAAUAUAAUAUAAUAUAUAUCUAAUAUAAUUAUACGUUAACAUGUCGCUCUGAGACUCCUCUGGAUUUUUUUUUAAAGCAGUGUUGAUAACAUGUUAUGCUCUGUCAGGUCUGUCGAUGUAAAAUGCAAUGGCCUCGUGGUCUGAUUCCAUUGAAUACAUCUUGGUAAAUAAUUCUGAUGUAGACAUUUUGACCAUCAUAAUUUAUCUUCCUACAUUAAAUUGUUUUUGUGCCUUUUUAUCAAUACUUCAUCUUUUAAAACGUAACAUUUCCAAAUAAUAUGGGUGAAACGACAUUUUCAGCUUAGAUAAGCUUACAAGUACUGGUUUAUAGAACAAGCCACUAUACUUAAUUACUUUUUUGUCUUUCAUGGUAUUUUUAACUCCUGGUUUUUAGAUUUAAUUACAUUUGACGACUAUUCAAAUGUUAUUUGAUCAUUUUUAUUUGUCCAUUUCACAAGCUUUAUUGCCACUUGCUGUACAAAACGUAACCAGUACACAUGUCCAUUGGCUUCUGGAACCUUUAUAUCAACUGUUAUUAAACUAUCCUGUUAAUAAAUCUGUUUAAAAUUC
This is a messenger RNA of Pecten maximus, 3810 nucleotides long. Its product is annotated as glucose dehydrogenase [FAD, quinone]-like. NCBI's taxonomy places the organism in Eukaryota, Metazoa, Mollusca, Bivalvia, Pectinida, Pectinidae. The transcript is spliced from 11 exons. Gene Ontology annotation, molecular function: oxidoreductase activity, acting on CH-OH group of donors; flavin adenine dinucleotide binding. The coding region runs from base 8 to 1825 and encodes 605 amino acids. The record is from RefSeq and is a predicted model, not a curated record.